Molecule: messenger RNA, 546 nt
Organism: Lachancea sp. 'fantastica'
Lineage: Eukaryota; Fungi; Ascomycota; Saccharomycetes; Saccharomycetales; Saccharomycetaceae
Source: the annotation of a GenBank genome assembly
AUGCGUCAAUUAACAGAAGAAGAAACCCGCGUCGUUUUUGAGAAAUUGGCUGGUUAUAUCGGAAGAAAUAUCAAACUGCUGGUGGAUAACAAGACUCAGCCGUUCGUUUUCAGACUUCAGAAGGAUAGAGUGUAUUAUGUUCCUGAACACAUUGCCAACCUGGCAACUUCGGUCGCCAGAACAAAUUUGAUGUCGGUGGGUCUAUGUUUGGGCAAGUUCACCAAGACAGGUAAAUUUAGACUUCAUAUUACAGCUCUUACGGUGCUGGCAGAACAUGCCAAAUACAAAGUAUGGAUCAAACCAAACGGAGAGAUGCCAUUUUUGUACGGAAACCAUGUUUUGAAAGCACAUGUGGGUAAAAUGUCGGAGGAUAUUCCAGAACACGCAGGUGUGAUAGUUUUUUCCAUGCAUGAUGUUCCAUUAGGAUUCGGUGUAAGUGCCAAGAGCACUUCCGAGUCCAGAAACGUUCAGCCCACUGGUAUCGUUGCAUUCAGACAAGCAGACAUCGGUGAAUAUUUGAGAGAUGAAGACACACUUUUCACGUAA